This is a messenger RNA of Penicillium robsamsonii, 3069 nucleotides long. RefSeq names its product Phyllocladan-16-alpha-ol synthase. The transcript has 2 exons. NCBI's taxonomy places the organism in Eukaryota, Fungi, Ascomycota, Eurotiomycetes, Eurotiales, Aspergillaceae. Gene Ontology annotation, biological process: isoprenoid biosynthetic process. The record is from RefSeq and is a predicted model, not a curated record. Gene Ontology annotation, molecular function: prenyltransferase activity. The coding region runs from base 1 to 3069 and encodes 1022 amino acids.
AUGGAACUCAACUCCUUGCCUCGUUCAGCCGAAGUGCUGGUCAAUCAAUUGACCGAGCGAAUCGACGACUCGCAUGGAUUAGGCUUCAUGAGCCCCGCGGUCUAUGAUACCGCAUGGGUUUCCAUGGUCCAGAAGCCCGUCGACGGCUACACGGUGUGGUUGUUUCCCGAGUGCUUUGAGUAUAUCCUGUCAAACCAACUUGAGGAUGGAAGCUGGGUCAUGUACGCUUCCCAGAUCGAUGGGAUCCUGAACACUGCCGCGUCCUUGUUAUCGCUGAAGCGGCAUUUCACUUCGCCACUUCAAAUCAGUACAAUCUCCCAGGAAGAUCUCGCAGAGCGGAUUGAUCGAGCUACAAGAGCCUUGCAUGCCAUGCUCGACGAAUGGGAUGUCAAUGCUACGGUACAUGUUGGGUUCGAGAUCCUCGUCCCGGCGCUGCUGGGCUAUCUGGAGACUGAAGGCAUUGUGCUUUCCUUUUCGGGUCGCGAUCGUCUCUUUGCGGUCCGCGACCAGAAACUAGCUCGGUUCAAGCCCGAGCUGCUGUACAUGCCUGUCCAAACCCCGGCCUUGCAUUCAUUGGAGGCAUUCAUCGGGUCGAUUGAAUUUGACCGGGUUCGUCAUCAUAAGGUCAACGGCUCUUUUAUGGCAUCACCAUCUUCCACGUCAGCUGUGCUCAUGCAUGCCUCCGAAUGGGAUGACGAGUGCGAGGAAUACCUUCACCACGUCAUCCAAUAUGCGUCCGGAAACCGCUCUGGAGGUGUACCCAGCGCAUUUCCUUCUACUACUUUCGAAAUUACCUGGACGCUCUCAACAUUGAUCAAGAACGGAUUUGAUCUCGAUCUAAAGAUACUGCCAUCUAUCCAGAAAGCCCAGACGUACCUGCACGAUACUCUUGCCAUGGAGGAAGGAACGGUGGGCUUUACACCACAUGUUUGCGCCGAUGCAGAUGAUACCGCCAAAGUCAUUCUCGUGCUACAACUGCUACAACAGCAUGUAUCGCUGGAACCGAUGCUGAAGGCCUUUGAAGCAGAACAUCAUUUCAAAACCUACCCCUAUGAGCGCGACCCCAGCUUCUCGGCCAACUGCAAUGUCUUACUGGCAUUGCUCUACACGGAUGAUGUCUCACAGUAUGCGUCUCAGAUCGAAAAGGCGACCCGGUUCCUGCACACGCACUUCCGGGAAACCGACUUGAAAGUCCGUGAUAAAUGGAACCUGUCCCCCUUCUACUCCUGGAUGCUCAUGACCGAGGCCAUUGCCCGCCUGCACCUGCUAUUCCAGAGUUCUCAAUUACUGUCCCUGAAAGAGCUUUUUGAGCAAGAUCUCGUCAACCUGCUGCGUGAUAUGACUGCCUCAGUCCUGCAUCAGCAGAAUCAAACCAGCUCGUGGGGCUCUAGAGAUUCUAAGGAAGAAACGGCAUAUGCGGUACUCGUCCUUACAUAUGCGGUGCAAUUUGAGUUCUCCGAGAUACCUCGUCACCUGAUUCGAAAAGCAAUCCACGAUGGCUGCUCAUUCCUCCGUUCAAACGCUGCUCUUGGCUCAGAGCGUCUCUGGGUGGAGAAAGUCACAUAUGAAUCGGAAAUGUUGUCACAGGCCUACACGCUAGCUGCUUUGAAGAAAGCGGCAGAUUUGCCACCGGAAGCACAGCACCACCCGGAGGGUGUCUCCAUGAGUUCGGCAGAUGAACAUCAUGCCGAGUCUAUUGAGCGUCCUGUAGUGCCGAAUGGGCAUCACGCCCAUGUUAUCGAAGAUCCUGCAGAGUUGAACGGACAUCCUUCCGAGCCUAUCGAACAUCCUGAAGUGACAAAUGGGCAUCACGCCGAGGUGUUUGAAGAUCAUGCAGAGUUGAAUGGACAUCCUGCCGAGCCUAUCGAUCAUUCGGUAGUGCCGAAUGGGCAUCACGCCGAGGUUUUCAAAGAUCAUGCAGAGUUGAAUGGAAAUCCUGCUGAGCCCAUCGAGACUAAUGGACAUAUUGCCGAGCUCACUGAAAUUGAAAGCAAAAGCACAAAUGGAGCAUUCUGCACCGAAACAGAGAAUACCGAAACCAAGAUGAACGACGUGCUUCCCACCCACACAGUAGAGCUUCAUGGUCCCCAUGAAAACGGAAAUGUUCAAACGGAGAGCACGGAGCUCACAGCGGUUGGCUUUAAUGGUCCCUCAAGCCAUUCCUGCCGGCGCGAAUGGACAGAAGACGAGGAACAAAUCCUGUUGGGGCCAUUCGACUAUCUUGAAAGCUUACCGGGAAAAAGCAUACGAUCGCAAUUCAUUCAAGCCUUCAAUUCCUGGCUCCAGGUGACCCCGGAACAUCUAGAAGUGGUCGAAAAGGCGAUUUCCAUGCUGCACACUGCAUCGCUCCUCGUCGAUGAUAUCGAAGACAGUUCGCUUCUUCGACGAGGCCAGCCGGUAGCACACAGUAUCUUCGGCAUGGCGCAAACCUUCAAUUCUGGCAAUUAUGUCUACUUCCUUGCACUUCGGGAGAUUCAGAAACUGGAAAGCCCACGCGCAAUUGAGAUCUACGUCGACGCCUUGAUCCACUUGCACCGUGGUCAAGGCAUGGACAUGUUCUGGCGCGAUUCGCUCAUUUGUCCCACAGAAGAGGAUUACCUGGCUAUGGUCGGCAACAAAACAGGGGCGCUUUUCUGCCUCGCCAUCGAACUGCUGCAGAUCGGUAGUCCCGUCCAAGUCGACUUAGUCCCGCUAGUCCGACUAUUUGGCAUUAUCUUCCAGGUUUGCGAUGACUAUCUGAAUCUGAAGUCACCAAGCUACUUGCAGAAGAAGGGUUUAUGUGAAGAUCUGACCGAGGGGAAAUUCUCCUUCCCUAUAAUCCACAGCAUUCGCUCAAACCCCAGCAAUCGGCGAUUGAUUAAUAUCCUGAAACAGAAACCUCGGGAUGAUGAUAUCAAGCGAUAUGCGGUUGCCUACAUGGAGACUACGAAUACCUUUGAGUAUACCCGGGGCUUUGUUGGCAGCCUCAAGGCCGAAGCCUUAGAAAUGAUAGAAAAUUUAGAGAAGCAGGGACUUGGAGAGAACCUUGCAAUCCGAAAGCUGUUGGCUCGACUGUUGGUAGAUGUGUGA